UUCCCUAUCGCCAUGGAGAGAGGCAAUCAUACAGUGACAGAGUUCAUCCUAGUGGGCUUCACAACAGACCCUGUGAUGCAGCUGAUCCUGUUUGUGGUAUUCCUUGGAGUAUAUUCUAUGACUGUUGUAGGAAAUACCACCCUCCUCAUGUUAAUUUGUAAUGACUCCCGGCUGUACACACCCAUGUAUUUUUUCAUUGGGAAACUGUCUUUUCUGGAUCUCUGGUAUUCCUCUGUCUACACCCCAAAGAUCCUAAUGACCUGCAUCUCUGAAGACAAAACCAUCUCCUUUGCUGGCUGUAUAGCUCAGUUCUUCUUCUCUGCUGGGCUGGCCUACAGUGAGUGUUACCUGUUGGCUGCCAUGGCUUAUGACCGCUAUGUGGCUAUCUCAAAGCCACUGCUUUAUUCACAGGCUAUGUCCAUAAAGCUAUGUGUAUUUUUGGUAGCAGCCUCGUACCUUGGUGGCUUUAUUAACUCUUCCAUCAUCACCAAAAGAACUUUUGCGAUGGAAUUCUGUAGUGAUAAUGUCAUUGAUAACUUUUUCUGUGAUUUGCUUCCCCUGGUGAAGUUGGCUUGUGGCAGGAAAGAUGGCUACCAGGUUGUGCUGUACUUCCUCCUGGCCUCCAAUGUCAUUACUCCCACUGUGCUCAUACUUGCCUCCUACCUCUUCAUCAUUGCCACCAUCUUGAGGAUCCGCUCCACCCAGGGCCGCCUCAAAGCCCUCUCCACAUGUUCCUCUCAUUUGAUUUCUGUCACUUUAUUCUAUGGCUCCAUUCUCUACAUCUAUUCUCGUCCUCCAUCUAGCUAUUCUUUGGAUAGGGACAAAAUAGUUUCUAUAUUUUACACUGUGGUCUUCCCUAUGUUGAAUCCCAUGAUCUAUAGCUUGAGGAAUAAGAAUAUAAAAGAGGCUCUGAAUAAACUCUUCAAAUAA
Molecule: messenger RNA, 930 nt
Organism: Equus quagga
Lineage: Eukaryota; Metazoa; Chordata; Mammalia; Perissodactyla; Equidae
Product: olfactory receptor 9G1-like
Exons: 1
Coding region: 13-930 (305 amino acids)
Biological process (GO): sensory perception of smell; G protein-coupled receptor signaling pathway
Cellular component (GO): membrane
Molecular function (GO): odorant binding; olfactory receptor activity; G protein-coupled receptor activity
Source: RefSeq, a predicted model, not a curated record